AUUUAUUAUUUAUAAUUUAUUAAAAAUACAGAAAUAUGGCAAAUAAUAUUAAAAAAUUAACUAUUGGAUUAUUAAAAUGUGAUACAUUCAUACCUGAAGUUAAAGGUAAAUUUGGGGAUAUUGAUCAACAAUUUAGAAAUUUACUUAGUACCAAUACAUUAUCCACAAAAAUUGAAUUACCAGUAUUUGAAGUUGCAGAAAAUCAAUUCCCAAGCAAAGAGGAUAUAUUAAAUAAAAAAUAUAAUGGUUUUAUUAUAACAGGUAGCAGAUCAUCGGUGAACGACGACAAUGAAUGGACUAAUACAUUAAAAGACUAUAUCAGAUUCUUUUCAGAAAAUAAAAUAAAAACAGUUGGAAUUUGUUAUGGUCAUCAAGCAAUUGCAGUAGCUAUGGGCGGUGAGGUUACAACAACAUCAAAAGGUUGGGCCGUAUCUGACCAUCCAAUUAAAAUCGUUGAAAAAAAUAGUUUUGAAAAGCAACAUCCAAAAUCAUUCAACGAUUUAUUCAAUGGUAAAUCAAACAAAGAUAGCAUAAAUAUUAUUUUUUCAAACAAACAAGUAGUUUCAAAAACACCAGAAGGAUUUGAAAUAUUUGCAUAUAACGACUACUCUACUAACCAAGCAAUGUAUAAAAAGGAUCAGUUUUACUCUUUCCAAGGCCAUCCAGAAUAUACACCAGAUUUAAUUAAAGAAAUUAUCUCAAGAAGAAGAGGUUUAAUUCCAGAUGAUGUAAUUGAAGAUGGUUUAAAAAGAGCAGAUAAAUCCAAUAUUGAUAAAUCAACUUUUUCAAAUAGUAUUAUUGAUUUCUUUUUAGAAAAACAACAAUAAAUAAAAUAAAUAAAUAAAACAAUGUAAUUUACAUAUAU
Messenger RNA from Dictyostelium purpureum, 865 nucleotides. RefSeq lists its product as uncharacterized. The record is from RefSeq and is a predicted model, not a curated record. Gene Ontology annotation, cellular component: cytosol; nucleus. NCBI's taxonomy places the organism in Eukaryota, Evosea, Eumycetozoa, Dictyosteliales, Dictyosteliaceae. The transcript has a single exon. The coding region runs from base 36 to 827 and encodes 263 amino acids.